AUGGAUAAUGCAGAUGCUAAAGGAUCUCGACGUCUCAACCCUUUUAAUUGUAAUACAAACGAACAGCAGAGUCUCAUAUCUGCUCUAUAUGAUGCCCCAACCCUCACAAACUUCAGAGUGAAAGGUUUUUUAGAAUAUCUAUCUAGCGAUUAUUUCAGCAUACCCUUCGCACGCAUCAACGAGAAUUCAUCAGUGGAGGAGUUGAAGGAUGCAAUUCUCAAAUGCAAACAUAUGUUCUUGGCUUUAUCUAACGAGUCGUCGGGAAGAAAAGAUCGCAUAUUAGAUCGGUUGAUUCAAUUAAGGAGGAUUUUACAGGAUGUUAAGGAGUUCUCAGGUGUGUCGACGAAACCAAGUUCCUGUUAUUUUGGAUCUUCACCUCGUUUUUCAGAGCUAUAUUUAUUAUCACGUAGCUUAUCUCAGGUGUCUCUGCCAUGUUUGCCUUACCGAAUUAUGGGUCCUGAGGGUUCACGUCCAUCUAUGCACCAUACUCCUUUCCCUGGUGGUCACGAUUUCCAAAGUGUUUCUGCGAUGCGUCAUCUGGGUGGAACGUGCGAAUGUUGUAGGCACUCAAUUCGUGGUCCGGUUGGCAAAAUAUUACGUUGUCAGGCAUGUGGUGUUAUGUGUCAUUUUGAUGGAUGUCUUAAUAGCCUAACACGUCGGUGUCCAGGUGGAUUACUUUUUCCUGGUACUAGUACUAAACACUAUAUGGGAUGUCGGCGUUUGCGAACGGAAAGUGAAAGCGGCACUCAUAAUAAUCCAAAGUUUCAUCUUACUGGAGUUACUUUAUUUGAUACUAGACGUCGUAUUUCAUUUAAACAUUUGGAAGUUUCCAACUUAUCUUUUCUUUCGGCAGAUCUAACUUUACAAUCAUGGACUUGUGCAGAAUGUAUGAGAUCCAUUGAUUUUACACCAUCAUAUACAGUUUUAUCAGGACGUUUGAAUACACGUAAUCUGGGUAAAACGAUCAAUGAGGUCAUUGAAACGGGUAUUGGUGUACUUAUUGGAAAAGCUUUUCAAGAUAUAUUACCAAAACACAACUCUAUACAUCACGUGACGUCUUACCUAAGUUCUCAACAAUUGUCUUUGCCUACCUAUUUAUUGAAACCUAUUUCUACAGGACCAUCUGUAGUAGGAUCCAAUCAAUCAACUGAUAACCUAAAAAAAUAUGCUGCUUUUGCUUCUCAUAGCGCUUCUGAACCAAUCCAAACAUGGUAUGACGCGUUUGUUAUGGAGGCAUUUGGAAAAGUCAGUCGUCGGAUUUCACCAUCCUUAUUUAUCAAAACUCAAAACGGACGCUUAACGAUAGAUAAACAAGCAAGUGAGCUAAAUGUAUUAGAGAAUUAUGCUGCAGACACUGCAUGCACUAUGGAUUCUGCUCGUUUAUGCUACUACUCAGGAUAUUUUUAUUGUUCUAGGUGUCAUUGGGGAGAUACUCACCAAAUUCCAGCUUGGAUGUUUGUUCUGGGUGAUUAUGAACCUAAACCGGUAUGUCGAACCGCGUAUUUGUGGCUAAAUUAUGCUUGGUCACGCCAUUUAUUCCGCGUUCCUGUAUCGUGGUAUUAUCAUGAACCGUUGGCCAGACAAGUAUGUUCUAUUCGUACUAGGAUUUUCAGACUACAACCAUACUUCAAUAUAUGUUCAGGUGCAAAACUCUACAGUUUAGAUUUUGAAAAAUAUGGUCUUGAGUGGUUUCUUGAGCAACCGUAUACAUUCACCAUGGAUUUAAUAAGUCAAGUAUUGAAUGGGAAACUGAUUGUACAAUUGACAAAUUUCUUAUCUAAAGUAAACGAACACAUUGAGCAAUGUCAGGUAUGUGAAACUCACAUUCCGAGUUAUUGUGUAGUUUGCAAUGAGGGGCCUACACGCCCAUAUCAUAUAA
Messenger RNA from Schistosoma guineensis, 1879 nucleotides. NCBI's taxonomy places the organism in Eukaryota, Metazoa, Platyhelminthes, Trematoda, Strigeidida, Schistosomatidae. The record is from the annotation of a GenBank genome assembly.